AUGAUUUGUCUAUCAUUGGUACUGGUUCUGCUGGUCAGCAGCAGCCAUGGACAAGUUCUCAAUAAUACAGCCAUGGAUAUCCAGUAUCCGCAAGGGUUCGAACCUGCGGCGCUAACAUGGAUGAAGCCAGAUGGCUGUGCUGUACAGUCCAUGCCAGGGGAAGUGGAGGUCACGUGUUCACUUCCCUCUGGAGUAGUAGUGGUGACAGUGUCUGCGAACAGCGUUUCAUUGCGGUGUGAGGAUAAAACAUUCUCCUGCAAAGAACUAACAGAAGUGCACUCACGCAUAAGCAACCAUUCAGCCAAGCCCAAUAUACGAGUACUGGCAAUCGACAACUGCGUGUUGCCAGAUGAAGAAAUAUCGUGUGUGCUCGGGGCGAAGGACGCCAAGGUCCUAAUGUUUAAAGAUCUGAAAAGCAAUUUAACACAGCGCCAUCUAGCGGGGUUGGAAGACGUCACAGAUUUCCAAAUACGCGGAUGCUAUAACACAAUGGAGAUUCCCUAUGAUGCAUUAUCAACAUUACCAAAUCUUAACCGUGUGUUUAUAAAGGACGCAGCGCUGCAUCUCACGAACGAAACUGGCGCCAUCUUGACAAUUAAACGUCUAACAUUACUCGAUAUUACAUUGAAUUCAAUGAUACCAGAUGGCGCUUUUAAAAGGACGCCAUAUUUGAAUGAUUUGAUGAUUCUUGGUCAAAGACCUGGUCUCGAAAUUGAUGAACAUGCUUUUGAUGAUCUACCUCAAUUAGUGAAUAUUAGUUUGAACUCAAAUAAUCUUCGUUUUCUUCCGGAGAAAGUAUUUUCUAAAAAUAAACUCCUAGAAAGUAUUGAAUUGUAUGGAAAUUCGUUGGAGACGCUACAUUCGUCCGUCUUCAGUGGCCUCACACGACUGACUGAGGUAAAAAUGUUCAGAAACUCACAAAAUGUAUUAUUCAAAGUUCAAGAUGGCCUUUUUUCAAAUCUACCCUCAUUAAAACUUGUUGACAUUCACGAUACACGUUUAAGCCAUGUACCUGAAGAUUUAUUCUUAAAUAGUACCAACAUUAAGAUGAUAGAUAUGUCUGCCUGUGAAGUAAAAACUUUGCCUGAAAAGUUGUUCCUUAAUUUGAAUUUGGAAUCUCUUGACUUAAGUAUAAAUGAAAUUGAGGAAUUACCUUCAAAAGUGUUUUAUGGACAGUACAAACUAAUCGAAUUAAAUCUAAAUCGAAACAAGAUAAAAGUGCUGCCAGACGGUAUAUUUAGUUAUUUAACGAACCUGAAGGUUUUUAAUAUGGGAAGAAAUAAUAUUGAAGAUUUGAAUGACUAUGUAUUCGAGGAUUUAUCAAAUUUAGAAGAGCUGUAUUUAAAUAAUAACAAAAUCACAAGCCUAAGAUAUACAACCUUUAAUUCAUUGCGACAUCUGAAGGUUCUGUCUCUCUCGCGCAACUCAAUAGUCCAGUACUCGGAAGCGGUUCCAUAUCUCUUGGACCUUCUCCGUUUAGAUUUAAGCCACAACCGUAUAACCACGGUAUAUGAUGUGUGGUUCACGCUGGUGUUCUUGCAGGAUUUGGAUCUAUCGCACAAUUCUAUCACCGAUUUGGACCGUAUAAACUUUGACAACAGAACACGCGUGGACCUACGGUACAACAACAUUACAUAUGUCGACCUAAUACUACAACCCGACCUUUCACCCGACUCGUUGCCCGAUCUGUUGCUCGACUACAACCCAUUCAGUUGUAACUGUUCCCUAUAUGCCUUUAUUACUCUCGCCAGCAACAAAUCAUUUACACGCAUACAUAUAAACGACGCAAAAUGUUCUACCCCGACCGAGUUGUCUGACUACAAGUUGACCGACCUGUCGGUGGAUAUGUUGACCUGCGAUUAUCCGUUUUGCCCUGACGGUUGCAGUUGCACCGAAAGAAUCGCAUUGAAACAAGUCGAAUUUAACUGCACUUCACUGCCCCGAUUCCAGGAACUUAGCCGUUCGUCACCUGACACAGUCUUGCGAUUAGAAAAGUACACACAUAUUAAUGGGUUACCACCGUACGUGAAGCUUUUAAACGUCUCAGGGUUAAAUAUAACAGACUUCGGACCGGUGCUUUUUAAUCCAAUUGAAAUCGAUUUGAGCGACAACGCCCUUAUCGCCGCUCCUCAGUUAUUACACGAAAACGUUACCCUUAACCUCCUUAACAACCCGCUAAAAUGCGAUUGCGAGCACCAAGACAGCGUGAAAUUAUUAAAGAAAUUCAAUAAAAAAGUAAAAUAUUACGCGAAAUUAACGUGCGAGAACGGUGACUAUAUCGAAACGAAAGACAUUGAUCAAAUUUGCUCCUUAAAGAGUCAAGUGACCUACAGCCUGAUAGCGUUGGCUGCCGUGUGUGUCAUUGGAGUUGCGAUAUUUUUGGCGUACAGAAACGUUGUUCUCAUUCGUAUUAUAUUGAGAAAGUACGGCUUCCAGUUGUAUACAGAUUUAGGGGAUUACGACUAUGACGCGUUUUUUUCGUUCGCGCAGGAGGACGAUGCCAUCGUUCAAGAGAUCGUUAAGAGCCUGGAAAGUGGGUCGCAACCGCUGAAAUUGUGCGUGCACUCACGCAACUGGAUCCCCGGCGAAAUGAUAGUCGACCAAAUCGAGCGAUCGGUCGAGCGAUCGCGUUGGACGAUCAUUGCCCUAUCGCACAGUUUUAUUAAAUCCUACUGGGCGAGAAUCGAAUAUUUGACUGCGCACAGCAAAUCCAAACUGCUAGUCUUGAUUUUAGAUGAUGUGCAUGAAUCGGAAACGCUCAGUCCAGAAAUUAAAUUGUACAUUAAGUCAACUACGUACACGCAUUACUCGAAUCCGUACGCCGUUGAACGACUGCGGGACGCUGUCUUGAGACAGCCCAAAUGGCCGGGGUUGGUUGGAAAGAAAAAGGAUGGCGAAAAAGGGAUAACGGAAGAAGGUAAGUUAAAAGGGGCGCUGGAUGUUCAGAUCAAUGUUGAUGGCCAGUUGGUGAAUCAGGGAGAGGUUAAGAAGUUUUAG
Molecule: messenger RNA, 2997 nt
Organism: Pieris macdunnoughi
Lineage: Eukaryota; Metazoa; Arthropoda; Insecta; Lepidoptera; Pieridae
Source: the annotation of a GenBank genome assembly